This is a messenger RNA of Knipowitschia caucasica, 291 nucleotides long. The record is from the annotation of a GenBank genome assembly. Lineage: Eukaryota; Metazoa; Chordata; Actinopteri; Gobiiformes; Gobiidae.
AUGGAGGAGUGGAGGCAAUGCGGUCGCUGGCUCAUCGAUUGCAAGGUGCUGCCCCCGAACCAUCGCGUCGUGUGGCCCACAGCGGCAGUUUUUGACCUGGCUCAAGCCCUAAGGGACGGGGUGCUGCUGUGCCAAAUGCUGCACAAUCUGUCCCCAGGAUCCGUGGAUCUUAAGGAGAUAAACUUCAGACCUCAGAUGUCCCAGGUAAGGCGCUGGUUCUUUGGGAUGUGUGUGAUGGAGGUUGGAAGGGUGCAGACUGCUGGUGGGUGUGUUGCUGUUGUGAGGUUUUGA